Messenger RNA from Phodopus roborovskii (desert hamster), 1626 nucleotides. Its product is annotated as phosphatidylcholine:ceramide cholinephosphotransferase 2. The coding region runs from base 149 to 1246 and encodes 365 amino acids. The transcript is spliced from 5 exons. NCBI's taxonomy places the organism in Eukaryota, Metazoa, Chordata, Mammalia, Rodentia, Cricetidae. The record is from RefSeq and is a predicted model, not a curated record. Gene Ontology annotation, cellular component: Golgi membrane; endoplasmic reticulum membrane. Gene Ontology annotation, molecular function: sphingomyelin synthase activity; ceramide cholinephosphotransferase activity. Gene Ontology annotation, biological process: ceramide biosynthetic process; sphingomyelin biosynthetic process.
GGAGGCCACCGUCUACAUUUCCUAUCAGCACACACAAUCAAUUCUAAGAGUCCAUGUUGAUCUUGGAAACAGAAGGAUUUAAGAGAGUUAAGUUUCCACAGAGAACAAGAACCUUACCAUCUCUUUUAGCUCUGAAGGCUGACAGACCAUGGAUACCAUAGAGACAGCAAAACUUGAAGGUCAUUUGGAAAAUCAGACCAACGACUCUCCCAACACUUACACAGGCCCUGCUGACUCGGUAGAAGAAGGAAACAAAACUGGCAAUGGUAAACCCAAGAGCUUAUCCAAUGGGCUACGUAAGGGUGCCAAAAAGUACCCGGACUACAUCCAGAUUUCCAUGCCCACUGACUCCAGGAACAAGUUUCCCCUGGAGUGGUGGAAAACGGGCAUUGCCUUCAUAUAUGCUGUCUUCAACCUUGUCCUAACAACUGUCAUGAUCACAGUCGUGCACGAGAGGGUCCCUCCCAAGGAGCUCAGCCCUCCACUCCCAGACAAAUUUUUUGAUUACGUCGACCGGGUCAAAUGGGCAUUUUCUGUAUCAGAAAUAAAUGGGAUUGUAUUAGUUGGGUUAUGGAUCACCCAGUGGCUUUUUCUGAGGUACAAGUCCAUAGUGGGGCGCAGAUUCUUCUUUAUCAUCGGAACUUUAUACCUGUACCGCUGCAUAACUAUGUAUGUCACUACGUUACCUGUGCCAGGAAUGCACUUCCAGUGUGCUCCAAAGCUCAAUGGAGACUCUCAGGCGAAGAUACAGCGGAUUCUCCGGUUGAUUUCUGGCGGUGGGUUGUCCAUAACUGGGUCACACAUCCUGUGUGGAGACUUCCUCUUCAGCGGUCAUACAGUAGUGCUGACUCUCACUUACUUGUUCAUCAAAGAAUAUUCACCUCGUCACUUCUGGUGGUACCAUCUGGUCUGCUGGCUGCUGAGUGCCGCCGGGAUCAUAUGCAUCCUCGUGGCUCACGAACACUAUACCGUCGAUGUGAUCAUUGCUUACUAUAUCACCACACGGCUGUUUUGGUGGUACCAUUCCAUGGCCAACGAAAAGAACUUGAAGGUGUCUUCCCAGACAAAUUUCUUAUCUCGGGCUUGGUGGUUCCCCAUCUUCUAUUUUUUUGAGAAAAACGUACAAGGCUCAAUUCCUUGCUGCUUCUCCUGGCCACUGUCCUGGCCCCCUGGCUGCUUUAAGUCAUCAUGCAAAAAGUAUUCCCGGGUCCAGAAGAUCGGGGAGGAUAAUGAGAAGUCUACGUGAGCUGCCAGCCUGGCAGCAGCCUUUCCACCAAAAGAAUCCGCGCUGAAACCAAAGGCACAGCUUCAUAUUUAUUCUCAGAGAAAUGACUGGUAAAUGAAGUGGACCAAAUUUUGUGCAAAAGAUCGGAGCAACGAAUGAAGUAUUACCUUUUUGGCUUUUUUCUUUUCUUUUCUUUUUAAUUCAGCCCAAGAAACAUAUAUUUUCCUGCAGCUCUUCAUGCUAGGGUGACAGCGCCCCCAAACUGGGAUUUUAAAGAGAUGGCAGGAACACGCUAUGCCUCUCCUCGUUCUUUCUCCAUUUCCAUGUUCUUUCCAGAUGUUUUCCCCCUUCAAGGUCAGAAGAGUUUGCUAACGUUUUUGAAUAAAAUGUCUGGAUAUGCA